AUGUACAGCACGCACACCUGUCACACGCACACACGCACAACUGCGACCGUCAACCGCCGCCGCCUCUUAGGCGGCGGUACAUUAUCAUCGCAAGAAAGAACACAAGUCGCGUUACCGGAAAUGCCUUUCACCAUCGCACGUUUCCGCAAUCCCAUAGCGCAUACUAUGCUAGUCUCGAUGCCCACCUCCCCUUCUUAUAGCAGGGCACCCAGAUUGACUAUUGCACUGAUGUGGUCAGCCUUGUCGAUCGCCAUCUCGUCGUACUCCGACAAGCACAACUCAUUCCGUACCUUUAGAAUGAAAGUUCCCGAGAUUGAACAUCGCCUCGACGUGACCAGCCUUGUCGAUCGCCCUCUCCCACAGCUCCUUCGCUCGUGCCGCGUUUCGCUCCACCCCUUCCGCGCCAUCGUACAGCAAACACCCGAGAUGGUUCAUGGCGUCGACAUGAUCAGCCUUAUCGAUCGCCUUCUCCCACAACUCCCUCGCUCGAAUCGAGUUCCGCUCCACUCCUGCCCCAUUUUUGAGCAGGGCCCCGAGGUUGUACAUCGCGUUCACGUGAUCAGCCUUCUCGAUCGCCCUUUCGUACAAAUCCCUCGCGCGUACCAUGUUACGCUCCACUCCUUCUGCGCCAUUAUCAAGCAGGAACCCGAGGUUUUUCAUCGCGCUGACGUGAUCAACCUUCUCGAUCGCCCUUUCGUACAACUCUAUCGCGCGUACCGCGUUACGCUCCAUUCCUUCUGCGCCAGUAUCGAGCAGGACCCCGAGGUUGUACAUCGCAUCGACGUCGUCAGCCUUCUCGAUCGCCCUUCCAUACAACUCCGCCGCGCGUACCGCGUCACGCUCCACUCCUUCUGCCCCAGUAUCGAAAAGGAACCCGAGGUUGUACAUCGCAUCGACGUGAUCAGCCUUAUCGAUCGCCCUUUCAUACAGCUCCAUCGCGCGUACCGCGUUACGCUCCACUCCUUCUGCGCCAUUAUUGAGCAGGAACCCGAGGUUGUUCAUCGCGCUGGCGUGAUCAACCUUCUCGAUCGCCUUUCGUACAGCUCCAUCGCGCGUACUGCGUCACGCUCCACUCCUUCUGCGCCAGUAUCGAGCAGGACCCCGAGAUUGUACAUUGCAUCGACGUUGUCAGCCUUCUCGAUUGCCCUUCCAUACAACUCACUCGCGCGUGCCGCGUUACGCUCCACUCCUUCUGCCCCAUUAUCGAAGAGGAACCCGAGGUUGUACAUGGCAUCGAAGUGA
Chondrus crispus (carragheen) is the source of this 1242-nucleotide messenger RNA. RefSeq lists its product as hypothetical. Lineage: Eukaryota; Rhodophyta; Florideophyceae; Gigartinales; Gigartinaceae. Bases 1 to 1242 code for a protein of 413 amino acids. The transcript has a single exon. The record is from RefSeq and is a predicted model, not a curated record.